AAAUUCUACGUACAACCAAACCUUCAUAACGUACAACUCCUUAAAGCAUCAGUCGACAAUCCUAACGAAUCGUUCGUUUUUCUUCAAUCACAAAUUCCCAAAAUCCAUUUCCCCAAAUUCGUUGUUUAAAACCCAAAAAUUAACCCAAUUUCAUAUUGUUGGGGAGGGGGAAAGAGAGAUACGAGACGCCCAAUUGACCCUUUCCUUCAAUCUUUACACCCCCAAUCACAAAAUUGACAACAAUCAUGCAUUGAUUCCUUCAUCGUUUUCCCCUUGAUUCAACGAAUUUAAUGAUGGGUCUGAAGAUCAUGAAGUAUGGAGGGAAAGAAAUGGUGGAACACGACGGUGAUCAAUCCUUCAUUCCGCCGAUUAAUUUUGCGAAUGUUGAAGAUCGAGUUUACAGAUCUGGAUUUCCUCAACCUGGAAACUUCGCAUUCCUCGAGACGCUACAGCUUCGAUCUGUGAUAUAUUUGUGCACGGAACCGUAUCCUAGGGAGAAUUUGGAGUUCUUAAAGUCUCGCAACAUUCGAUUGUUUCAAUUCGGAAUUGAUGGAACCAAGGAGCCUUCCGUGGACAUUCUUAGGAGUACCAUCACGGAGGCUUUGAAAGUUUUGAUCGAUGUGAGAAUCCAUCCGGUUUUGAUACAUUGCAAACGAGGAAAGCAUCGUACAGGGUGUCUUGUCGGGACCCUACGAAAGGUUCAAAACUGGUGUUUGUCGUCAGUGUUGGAAGAGUACAAGAUUCACGCGGGCGUGAAAUCACGAGACACCGACUUGAAAUUCUUGGAAACGUAUGACGUAUCGUACCUAAGGCAAUGUCUUCAUAGUGUCAUCUACCAAUAUCACGGAUACGGUUCCAAGAAAAGACGGUUGCUCUCGGGAGAGAAGACGUUUUGCACAAAUCCCGAAUAACGUCUAUUUAACGGUUUUCGGCUUUUCUUAGGGUGAUGCUUUGCAAAUAGUUCCUUUUCAACACUAUACCAUACAAACAUUGAUUUAAGUUCUUUAAAGGAUUCAUCUUGAAAUUGUUCUAAUCAAGGGGAAACAAAGAAGAGAAUUGAUAUCA
This is a messenger RNA of Cynara cardunculus var. scolymus (artichoke), 1065 nucleotides long. Its product is annotated as tyrosine-protein phosphatase DSP3-like. Lineage: Eukaryota; Viridiplantae; Streptophyta; Magnoliopsida; Asterales; Asteraceae. Bases 291 to 911 code for a protein of 206 amino acids. The transcript is spliced from 5 exons. Gene Ontology annotation, cellular component: cytoplasm. Gene Ontology annotation, biological process: protein dephosphorylation. Gene Ontology annotation, molecular function: phosphatase activity. The record is from RefSeq and is a predicted model, not a curated record.